This is a messenger RNA of Eimeria acervulina, 981 nucleotides long. Its product is annotated as programmed cell death protein, putative. Lineage: Eukaryota; Apicomplexa; Conoidasida; Eucoccidiorida; Eimeriidae. The transcript has 7 exons. The record is from RefSeq and is a predicted model, not a curated record. The coding region runs from base 1 to 981 and encodes 326 amino acids. Gene Ontology annotation, cellular component: cytoplasm.
AUGUCAAGUGAAGCGCAUGUACUCAUCGGGUUCGUCGGCGAGCAAGUUCCUGACGACGACCAGACAGCAGCAGAAGCCCUAAGCAAAUUUGGGGGCCGGCCGGUACGCCUUAGCUUAGCGGAUUCGGUUGUGAACAACUGCGCAAGACAGAAAAGAGCAACCCCAUACUGUGAAAACAAACGAUGCCUCUACCUUUUCGGGUGUCACAAGCAAACGGCCUGCGGAAGGAGACCUGACUGCUGGACAGUGGUAAGAGGCGUUGUAGAACCCCCUGCCACAGCCCAGGCUGAAAAGCAAGUCCGCGAGAAUUCAUCUUACUUCUCAGCGCAAGGUUAUGGCGCAUUUGCCUCCGUGGAACCAUCUGAUUGGCUCCAAGCGGCGUUUGGCUACGGGGCCCGUGCUAGCUCUGGCAAUGACAACUGCUGCCGGAAGAGUGAGGAAGCCUGCGGACCAGAAGCAGCGUCUUCACAAUCAACGGCGCCGGCUGUAGUGCAACAAGCGGCGAGUGAACUGAUGCCGUCUUUCUUUGUUCGCAUUGAGCAUGAACCUCCGGACAAUUCCCAAUUCGACCCCACAGGAGUGCGAGCACGUCAGUUACAGCUGGAGUACGAACAGCGAAACAGCAUCGCUGAGGCGGAAGCAUAUGAAGAAAGCCCGGACAAGGUUUUUCUCAAGCUACAGAAACGCCUAUCUAGGAGCCCUAAGCAGGCGAUCCGGUACAGCUUUGGAGGGAAGCCUCUGUUCAUUUAUCCCGUACCAAAAGGAGAAGCAGCAGUUCCUCCUUGCCCUCAUUGCGGCAGCGAUCGAGUGUUCGAAAUGCAACUUGUUCCAGCUGCAGCUGAAGAAAUUGAAAAACGACGUCAUUCGGCCGGGGCAGCGCCUGUCGAGUGGGGAACUGUGGCUGUUUUUACAUGUAGGAAGGACUGCACUCCUACUGCCAUUUACACCGUCGAGCACGUCAUUGUGCAGGAAAUAUUAUGA